Molecule: messenger RNA, 3959 nt
Organism: Pseudoliparis swirei
Lineage: Eukaryota; Metazoa; Chordata; Actinopteri; Perciformes; Liparidae
Exons: 4
Coding region: 84-1709 (541 amino acids)
Biological process (GO): lipoprotein metabolic process; lipid transport
Cellular component (GO): membrane; extracellular region
Molecular function (GO): lipid binding
Source: RefSeq, a predicted model, not a curated record
UCUGUUUGUUUCUAGCCAUGCAAAAAAUCUGUGAAUAUAAUCUGAACCACGAAGGUAAAUGACGUGAAGAGCUCGAGAGGAACAUGUCCGCUGCAAGACGUGACCUUCAGGCGGCCUUGUGCUGCUACGUCGGAGACACCCUCCUCUACAUCGACACGGUGAGGGAAUUCUGCAAGGGGAGCCAGAAAUGGACGCUUCGGAGGAAGACGGAGUUGGAAAUGAUGACGGACAUCAAAGACCGGGCCGGCCGCAUCGACUUAACCAUCGACCACGUUAGGCAGUCGGAGCGCCGCUUUCAGGCCUUUUUGGAAUACGUGGCGAGCAAAGCCACCCAGGGGACCGCAGACCGCCGGGGCGCGGCGCUGGAGGGGGAGCUGGCCGCCGUGCUGGAGGACACUCUGGGGGGUCUGCAGCAGCUCGAGUCCUUUCUGGAUGCGCUGGAGAACCUGGCGGUCACCUCGAGUCACGUGUUCGCGUUGGAGAACCGGGUCCUCCGCCUGCCGGAGGGGAUCCGACCCGAAGACGUUCAGCUGGCCAUCUUUGCGUCGCGGAUGAUCUGCCCUCGCCUCCUCGGGUUCAAGAGAGACGCGAGCAGCUUCUUCCUUCCCAAACUUCAGAAUGUGGAGGUGCUGUGGUACCAGCUGAACGAAUACGUGAAGACCACCCAGGACAUCUGUGGGACGCUAGAGAAAAGCUGCCUCAGUGACUUCUCCAUGGAGAUGAACGAUGAAUCUCUGGUGGACCUCGACGUGGAUUUGUCUGAAGAUGCCGUACAAAAGAUGCUUUCUCAAAUUAACGAGCUUGAUCAAAUCAGAAUGAACCGGAGCUUCCGGACGGUGUUCUUGUUUCGGGGGCCGUGCUCCCGCUUCAUCGCCGAGUUCCAGGAGCGCCGGCCCGGCAUGCUGCGGUCGCUGACCGACCUGGAGGCGAGCGCCGUGCAGCUCGACCGCAUGAACACGGGGGCCAAGAUCUCCAGCGUGGCGGGCAGCUCGGUGGGCGCGGUCGGGGGCGUGCUCUCCAUCGUCGGCUUGGCGUUGAUCCCCGUCACCGCCGGAGUGUCUCUGGCUCUGACGUUGACCGGGGUGGGGCUGGGGGUCACCAGCGGGGUCAACGGCGCGGUCACCGCCGCCACGGAGAUCGGCGUGAACCUCAAACAUCAAAAGAAAACCGGCGAGAACUUCCGGAGCUUCGUGGAGGACGUGCAGCGGCUGCAGGAAUGUCUGGAGCAGGUCGCCCGGAGGGACGCCGACGGACCCGACGCCGGGGUUCAGGGAGUCGGCACGGUGGUCCGUAAAGUCGGCGGCAUCGGGAAACGUAUCGACGCGCUCGUCGAAGGCGCCUCGGCUUUAAAGGUGUUGAAAGCAGAAGAGCUGGCCGCCAGUGUGGGCAAAGUGGCGUUGCAGGAAGAGAAAGUGUUGCGCAACGUGCCCAAGGCGAUGGCAGAUCUCCCCGAUAUCGGCAAGGCGGCGCUCACGGGGCCCCUCGCCCUCUCCAAAUCCGAUCUGUCGCGGUUCAUCCGAGCCCGAGCCGCCGUCUGGCGCUCGGAGGUGGAGUCGUGGCAGAAGAUCCACGACUCGCUGAGCGAAGGUCUGCCGACGUCGGGGGAGAACGAAGCCGCCCUGGAGACGCCGUUUUAUCCGGAGAGGGAAAAGGAAAUGAACCUUUCCUUCAAUGAAGUGGAUGAAGAAGAAGAAGAAGAAGAACAAUGAGGAGCGGCCGUGUGACGCAGGAGACGAUGAUCAGCUCCGUUUCAGACUCACGGCUCCGACAUCGUCGACAUGAACUCUGAGGAGCUCUUCGUGGUUCUGCAGCCAGCACGCCACCUCACAGGGGCAACACCACUGGAACGGGAAUUCAUAUUUAUGUCUCCAGGUGCAAUCACUGUCAAAUGAAAUUAGAGCCUCAAAACAUUAUGCAGAUUACAAUCUGUAAUCUAGCCGAUAUGGGAGUUUUUUAGCAGUUGAGUAAACCAACAGGACAACGAGAGUAAACAAGGCUUUAUGGUUUUUGUUGUGAACUCGAGAAAUAAAAAAAGGCUGCAAGUUAGUAGGAUUAUGUUUUUGCCAACACAUGAGAACCUUGUUUCACAGAUUGAGAUGAAGAGCGCCAACAGCCACACCUUCAUUGUGUUAAUCAUUCAGGGGGUUGCUGAUAAGGCUCUAACGCCAAUAUCAGAGCAAAGGUCGACACAGUCCAAAGCUAUAUGCACAUUGUGUCUCUUUGUAGUCACUUUGUCUCUUUGUAGUCACUUUGUGUCUCUUUGUAGUCACAUUGUGUCUAUUUGUAGUCAUAUUGUGUCUCUUUGUAGUCACAUUGUGUGUCUUUGUAAUCACAUUGUGUCUAUUUGUAGUCACUUUGCGUCUCUUUGUAGUCACUUUGUGUCUCUUUGUAGUCACUUUGUGUCUCUUUGUAGUCACAUUGUGUCUCUUUGUAGUCACAUUGUCUCUUUGUAGUCACUUUGUGUCUCCUUGUAGUCACAUUGUGUCUCUUUGUAGUCACAUUGUGUCUCUUUGUAGUCACAUUGCGUCUCUUUGUAGUCACAUUGUGUCUCUUUGUAGUCACAUUAUGUCUCUUUGUAGUCACUUUGUGUCUCUGUAGUCACAUUGUGUCUCUUUGUAGUCACUUUGUGUCUCUUUGUAGUCACAUUGUGUCUCUUUGUAGUCACAUUGUGUCUCUUUGUAGUCACAUUGUGUCUCUUUGUAGUCACUUUGUGUCUCUUUGUAGUCACAUUGCGUCUCUUUGUAGUCACAUUGUGUCUCUUUGUAGUCAUAUUGUCCAUUUGUAGUCACUUUGCGUCCAUUUGUAGUCACUUUGCGUCGAUUUGUAGUCAUGUUGUAUCUAUUUGAACAUGAACUCUGAGGAGCUCUUCGUGGUUCUCCAGCCAGCACGUCGCCUCACAGGGGAAACACUACUGGAACGAGAAUUCAUAUUUCAUGUCUCCAGGUGCAAUCACUGUCAAAUGAAAUUAGAGCCUCAAAAUAUUAUGCAGAUUACAUUCUGUACAAUCUGUAUGAUCAUUAUUUUUAUUAUUAUUAUGUAAAAUUCAAUCUGCACCUUUUUUUGCACAAAUUAAUAAAUAAAUAUUUUAAAUAUUAUUCAGAUUACAUUCUGUACAAUCUAUAUGCUCAUUAUUAUUAUUAUUAUUAUUAUGUAAAAUUCAAUCUGCACCUUUUUCUUGCACAAAUUAAUAAAUACGAAUUUGAAAAUGAAAUGUGGUUUUCUGUUAAUAACAAAACAAUGUUAUCAAUUAAUAUUAUAAGAGAAAUACUUUAUAACAUAUAUAAUGGAAGCCAUUUUACAAUUUCACCACACUUUACCAUCACUUAAGUAUUUCAUGAGUAUUUCUUCUUUUUUUAAUGGUCUUUUUGUUGAAUGAGAUUCUUUCUCAGCAGUUUGCUCAUAUGACUGGAGGUUGGAAGAAGCACUUUAUUUUUGUAUGAUUUGCAAAUGUCAACCUUUUAUUGUCGUUAUUCAAGCAGCUAUAUGUGUUCAGAUGGUUAGAUGGUGUUUUGAUGCCAUUCCGGACAGAUUUUACAAGCUUUUUAAAGCCUCCAUCCUGCUUCGCCUUGAAUGAGUUAAAGUCCAAGCUGGGUGGGAUUUAUAUGGAGAUAAUGAAAUGAAAGCAAAAGCAAACUUAACAUUAUAUAUAUAUUCACGCCACCCGGUGCUAUUUACUCAUAUGUCAGAGAUGGUUCCAGUAUUUUGUCUCCAGUUAUUAUCUGAAGCCACAAGGAGCUGAAGACAGCGACCAGAGAAAAACAUGUCGGGGGGGAAAAGGUAAAGUUUUAAUUCCAGACCAGACUCCAGAUUCUUUUCACAGGAACGCCCAAAACAUAAUUAUUUACAAUAACGUCUAAUAUUUUUUGCUUGUCAAUAUACUUGUCUUUGUAUAUGUAUAUAUAUAUAUAUUAAAAAUGCCUGUUUUAUUGGCAUUUAUUGCUCUGUGAGGGGUGAAAUGU